AUCUGGGGGAGGGGUGUUAGAGACUCGUAUCUCAUUCUGUUCAGAUAAAAGUUCUUGAGAAACUCACACAGGAGCGUGUGUUGGCUGAGGGGAUGGAGUGUCAUUAUCGAAUCAAUCAGAGAGCUACCCUGGAACGCAUGGAGGGCGAGAGAAAACAGCAGGUAGCUGCUUCCAAUGCUGUGAAAAGCUGGUGCAUGUCUAAGAUUCAGGAUCUUGAAGUGCGAAUGCCUGCAGAGACACAGAACUACAAACUUCUGCGCUCUCCGUCUGUGGAUCAGUCUCUGGUGGAUUCAGACCCCGAGGGUCUCCCGCUGCUGUCGCUCAUCUCUGAGGGGAGCUCCAGCUCGCUGGCCACUUACGUCAAUGUGUUACCCAGCCCAGGAGCAGGUCCUAACAAUGACGGGAAAAGUCUUGAAUUUGGGGACACACGUGGGAAGAGAUACUUUGAGAUGAAGCUGAACGGUUCUUCAGGGGAAUAUCGUAACCUGGCAGCUCCUUCAAUGGUCAAACACAAACCUCUAUCACGGAAGCUGGCGACUGCUGACCCCAAGUGGCACCGAGCAGAAGCACAGGAGGUUGAUGUCUCAAAGUGCAGGUCAGACAAAGGGGAUGAACUGUGUGACAGCAGUGGCAGCAGCAGCCUGUCCACAUCCAGCAAGUGUUUCAACACCAGCGAUACAGAACCAGCACCCGGCCCGGCCCGGCAACACAGCAGGCAUCUAAAGGACAGGAUUCAAGCACAUCACGCACAAACCCUGCAGAGCAACACCAUGAAGACCCUGGAGGUCACCUUCACCCAAGAGCGGGCAAACUUGCAUGCCAUGGAGGUGACACAGCGGUUCUUUGAGACGGUCUCCACACAGCUGGAACGCUGGUACGAGAGGAAGAUCCAGGAAGCGCAGAAGGUGGCAGAAGAGAAAGCUCUGCAGGACAGAGCCAGUCUACUGGAGAGGAUCAGCAUCCUGGAGGAAGAGCUACAGAAGCUUCGCACUAACACUAAUUCAAACUCUUGACACAUAUGAUGCUACAUAUGCCUAGAUCUCUUGAUUCCGCCUAUAUGUAAGUCAUGGCCAUAUAAAUGGGAAUGGAGCUUUGUAAACACUAUAGUAAAACACUACAGUAAAGUUUAAUUUCGACCAUGGCAGCAAUUAUUAUGUGUAGGUUGAGGUUAAGCUAAUGGCACAAUGAUUCUAAUGCUAUGUUAGGGAACUGAGUAUUUCUUUGUUCAUUGUUAAAUCACAUGGAAAAGUUCACCCAUAUUAACAUUUCACAAUAUUAACAUUUUCCUCGAAAUUUUUUAUUUUUUCGUGUGUUCCAAGGAGGAAAGAAAAUCAUACCUAUGGUAACAUAGUGAAUAAAAAUGGACAGAAUUUGUAUAUUUGUAUAAACUAUUACUUUAAAUGUGAAUAAAAUAUCUUCACUCCAACAAUUUGGAGUUAGUUUUUGUGGAUUAAAAUAUUGUAAAUUAGGUGAAUUUCAGUCAGUUGAUUCUUAAUGACUACUGUAGAUGAACAGUAAAUACCUUUCUUUUAAUUCUAGAUGGAAUUACUUUAAGUUACAUAGUUCUGUUUUUGUUCUUGUAAAAUAUCUAAUAUAUUGUUUGGUUUUUCAGUCUGUGCACCUGUACAAAAUAUAAUUAAAUGUAUUUAAAAAAUUGCAAUUAUAGUUGCUCAACUUGAGA
Molecule: messenger RNA, 1681 nt
Organism: Carassius auratus (goldfish)
Lineage: Eukaryota; Metazoa; Chordata; Actinopteri; Cypriniformes; Cyprinidae
Product: ankyrin repeat domain-containing protein 6-like
Exons: 3
Coding region: 93-1013 (306 amino acids)
Source: RefSeq, a predicted model, not a curated record